AUGGCGAGGAUGAAGUUGAAGAAGCUAGAGCAAUAUUUGCAACAGGUUGAAGUGUUUGAGGACCCCAAGAUCCACCUUGAGCAGUAUGCUACUAGUCCACACUUGGCGGCUUCUAUGCUCUACACUAUACAAACUAGCUUUGGAGACUUGGAGGGAAAGGUAGUGGCAGACCUGGGUUGUGGCUGUGGUAUGUUGACAUUCGGCUCAGUUCUGCUCGGAGCCGGCUCAUGCAUCGGUUUCGACAUUGACGAUGAAGCUCUCGAUAUACUUAGCGUGAACCGCGAAGAUCUCGGAGUGGACGAUUGUGAUAGUGUUUUGUGUGACGUGUGUAAACUCGAUGAUAGGUGGAACAAUUUCUUUGACACUGUUGUCAUGAACCCUCCCUUUGGAACGAGGCAGAAGGGUAUUGACUUGGACUUUGUUAAGGUAGGACUUAGGCUGGCAAACACGGCUGUGUAUUCACUUCAUAAAACAUCGACUAGAGAACACAUUUUGAGCAAAGCUAAAGCGUGGGGGGUCGAGGCUAAGGUGGUAGCUGAACUAAAAUUUGACUUGCCUCAGACUUAUAAGUUUCACACCAAAAGUUCUGUUGAUAUAGAAGUGGACUUGAUUAGGUUUUGGUUCAGCAAACCUAAACAGAUGUGUGAGUUUAUGAAGCAGUAGGGAAUAUUUUGUAAUGUUUUAACCGUAUCAAUAAAGGUAUAACUUUUUUUAAA
Macrosteles quadrilineatus (aster leafhopper) is the source of this 716-nucleotide messenger RNA. Its product is annotated as rRNA N6-adenosine-methyltransferase METTL5-like. NCBI's taxonomy places the organism in Eukaryota, Metazoa, Arthropoda, Insecta, Hemiptera, Cicadellidae. The transcript has 2 exons. Gene Ontology annotation, molecular function: nucleic acid binding; rRNA (adenine-N6-)-methyltransferase activity. The record is from RefSeq and is a predicted model, not a curated record. Gene Ontology annotation, biological process: rRNA methylation. The coding region runs from base 1 to 663 and encodes 220 amino acids.